AUGUGUUUAUCAUGUGAUCCAAGUCGGGUUUUGAUAAAUUCAAUUUGCACUGAAAUUUCGUCGAUACUUGAUUGUAACAAAAUUGAAGAUUCUAAAUGCACAAAAUGCUCGUUUUGGAAAGCACCAAAUGAAGAAGGCACUGCGUGUGAUACAAAGGCGGUAUGGUGGAUGCUCUUAAUUGUGAUUGUCAUAUCAAUUUUGGUCGUAAUUUUGAUUGUCGCGGUUGUGAUAGUAAAAACCAAUCAUAUCAUUACAAAGAUUCACCAAAAUGAAAUUGAGAAAAUGACGACCAUAUUUCCAAUCAAACGAUCAAACGUCCAAUUCAAAGUUGUUUCAAAUGGCGUUUGUGUGAGUCCAAGUGAAAUCAACUUGAAUUCCGAAAUAGAAGAACUUCCAAUUAACACCAAAGAAAAAAUCUUGUUCUGUGUUGGAAAUACAAAAGAACGCACAUUGAAAAUCCAAUUUUCUCUUAAAAGUGAUCAAACCAAAUUUGCAAUGAGAACGGAGCCUGAAAUAGUUGUAUUAAAGAAAGGGUUUGCAUGUGAAUUUACACUGAUUAUAACACCAUUUUGCACAUCUAAAAUCGACACAACAAUUCUCAUCAUUUCCAAAUCACUUCAAAGUGGCAAAGAGAGUUUUGAUGAAAUACGAAUGAGUGGGGUAACAGCACAAUCAACUCGAAUUGAUCCAGACGAAAUCAUUGAAGAGAAGAAACUCGGGGAGGAUCCUUUGACAUCGUGUCUAAAGGCACAUUCAGAGGCAAUCAAGUUGCCAUUAAAAAACUGA
Molecule: messenger RNA, 786 nt
Organism: Entamoeba invadens IP1
Lineage: Eukaryota; Evosea; Mastigamoebida; Endamoebidae
Exons: 1
Coding region: 1-786 (261 amino acids)
Source: RefSeq, a predicted model, not a curated record